CUACAACUACUGCUUCACCUACAACUGCAGGCCCUACUACUGAAGCAACGAUAACAGCUGCACCUACAACUACUGCUGCUCCAUCAACGGUGCAACCUACAACUACUGCUUCACCUACAACUGCAGGCCCUACUACUGAAGCAACAACAACAGCAACACCUACAACUACUGCUGCGCCUACAACUGCAGCCCCUACUACUGUUGCAACAACAACAGCAGCACCUACAAGUACUGCUGCUCCGACAACAGUGCAACCAACAAUUCCAGCUUCUAUACCAGUUGUGGUUGUCGCGGCAACCGUGGAAGAACCAUUUGUAGCAGAACUUAGAGACAAAAACAGUGCAGAGUUUAAAGUUCUUGAAAGCAGAAUUGUACUAGUGUAUGAUAUCAUCUACAAGACAAAAUAUGGAUUUCUUUUCAUACGCUCGUUUGUCAUUUCAUUUAGUCAAGCUGUGGCGAGAACUCGAGCUGAUACUGGUACUCAAGUCGAGAUGGGGCUUGAGUUCAAUCAAACUGCUUCACCUGCAGAAAUCCCACAGGAUGAUGAUGUUGCAAAAACCUUAGAAGAGGCUAUCUCCAACCCAAACAAUACCUUCAACAUCUCUGUUGAUGUCACCUCCAUCCGAGUAAUUCCCCCGACAGCUAUCCCAACUUCUGCAAAUAAAGCUACAAGUACUGCAAGUACAAGGGCUGCUACAACUACCAGUGCUGCAACUUCAACUACAAGUACUGCAACUACAAGGGCUGCAACAACAACUACAAGGGCUGCUACAACUACAACUACCACUGCUGCACCUACAACUGCAGCCCCUGCUACUGUUGCAACAACAACAGCAGCACCUAAAACUGCUGAACUGACAACUGUUGCGCCUACAACAGCAGCACCUACAACUGCUGCUGUAACAACUGCUUCACCUACGACUGCUGCCCCAACCACUGCUGCUGCUACAACUGCUGCACUGACAACUGCAACAACAGCAUCAACUGCAACAACAGCAACAACAGCAUCACCAACAAUUCCAGCUUCUAAACCAGUUGUGGUUGUCGUGGCAACCGUGAAAGAACCAUUUGUACCAGAACUUAGAGACAAAAACAGUGCAGAGUUUAAAGUUCUUGAAAGCAGAGUUGUAAUAGUGUAUGAUUUAAUCUACAAGACAAAAUAUGGAUUUCUUUUCAUACGCUCGUUUGUCAUUUCAUUUAGUCAAGCUGUGGCGAAAACUCGAGCUGAUACUGAUACUCAAGUGGAGGUGGGGCUUGAGUUCAAUCAAACUGCUUCACCUGCAGAAAUCCCACAGGAUGAUGAUGUUGCAAAAACCUUAGAAGAGGCUUUCUCCAACCCAAACAUUUCCUUCAACAUCUCUGUUGAUGUCACCUCCAUCCGAGUAAUUCGCCCGACAGCUAUCCCAACUUCUGCAAAUAUAGCUACAAAUGCUGCAAGUACAAGGGCUGCUACAACUACCAGUGCUGCAACUACAACUACAAGUACUGCAACUACAAGGGCUGCUACAACUACAACUACAACUUCCAGUGCUGCAACUACAACUACAAGUACUGCAACUACAAGGGCUGCUACAACUACAACUACAACUACCAGUGCUGCAACCACAACUACAAGGGCUGCUACAACUAAAACCACAACCACGACGACUCCUAUAACUACGACAGCUACUACAAUUGCUGAAGCAGUCAUAAUAAGGCAGUUGACUUUCCGAUCUGCUGGAGAAACAUUCACAACCGAUUUGCAGAAUAGAUUAUCUGCAGCGUUUAAAGCACGAGCCUCACUAAUAGAGACAACACUUAACCCUAUUUACCAACGACAAUUUUCUUCGUUCCGCUCCUUGACGGUGAUUUUGUUCAGUAAUGGAUCAAUCUUCAACACCAUGAAUCUUAAAUUUGCAUCCACAUCAGUUCCUAGUGGCACUCAGAUUGGAAACAUUUUGGCUGAUGCAGCUUCAAGCAUCACAGCCUUCAACAUUGAACCUGCCUCCAUUUUUUUGGAUGGCGCACAAGUUUCAAAUGGAGUAAGCCACAAGAUGAGUCUCAUCACUGCAUCCUUCCUUGUGCUGCUGUCAUGGCUACUGUCAAGCUUUCAAUAGUGCAGGGCUCAUGUCUGUUAAGUGAAAUACAAUUACAGAAAGCCUUACAUAACUGUAUUGUAUAUCAGACGCAUCACAUAUAACAACAUUUUAACUUAUUGUGCAGAUAUAAUUUACAGAUAUAACAUUAAAAUUGAACACAGUGCCUUGUAUUAUUAUCCAGUAACUUUUCUUAUUUCUAUCUUUUUAUAUUAUCAUACAUAACUUAUGUGUAUUCUGUGAGCUUACCUGUAUUUUUGUAAAAAACAAGGUCUUCUUGAUGAUCGGAACACAAAAGAUAUGUUAUGUUUUUAGCAUCCGAAGAUAAAAACAAGGUGUAUCUCAAUAAGUUGAAAAUGCUUCCAUUAAAGGCACUGAAGAUAAGUACAAACAAUCAAACACUGUCUUAUUGUUUCUAAAAACCUUUUCUUCCAAUCUGUUAUUCUCAAUAUGGUUAUAUAUAAGUUAUUCAGGAUUUUCCAGAAAUAAAAUGGCUGCAUGUCGAUUCACAAUGGCCCUGGUUUAAAUGAAUAAAGAAAUAGUCUCAGCUGU
Trematomus bernacchii (emerald rockcod) is the source of this 2627-nucleotide messenger RNA. RefSeq names its product integumentary mucin C.1-like. Bases 492 to 2096 code for a protein of 534 amino acids. The record is from RefSeq and is a predicted model, not a curated record. NCBI's taxonomy places the organism in Eukaryota, Metazoa, Chordata, Actinopteri, Perciformes, Nototheniidae. The transcript has 10 exons.